UGUGUUAGUUUUAUUCAAAAUUAAACAUUGAUGAAAACUUUGAUGAGCUAUUUUCAAUGUGCAAGUUGAAAAGCUUCAUUUUGAAAACAAAAGUUUGUCAUGAUGUGGCCUAUGAAAUGUGUUCAAGUGACUUGAGUCUCAUUUAGACAAAAGUAGUGCUUUGUUGCCAUCUUGUGGCCUCCAGAGGCAAUUAUGAACCUUUAUGGGAGCGUGUCCGUCAUUUGCAUAAGUUGUAACCUUCAAAUAGUCCGUAAUCAUCAUUUUGUCUUUUUUUUAGAAAGAAAUAUAUUGAUCAAUAUUAGCAAUAACUUAAUAACAUUUUCAAAUAAUCACUUCUACACCAUUCCCAGGAAAUCACAAUGUCCCAUCACUUGUGAACUAUCUUUGACCUUUCCACAGACUCCUUUGGGGUCACGGAUGUAGCCCAACUUAUUUCUCAGCCUAACCAAGGGCCACACACAAUCUCAAACUAAUUCACCCAUUGCCACCCCCUCCCUUAUCCAAAAUACAAGCCGUGAAUGAGAGCCACGCCGACCGCUCUGCACAGCUGGAAGUGUGAUUUUCUCGGCCGCACACGCCCUCCAUCCUACGCAGGAACUCACGUUUCCCUCGCGUUUGCCAGAUGCAAAGAACGCAAGCGUGCUCACCUCUCAAUAGUGUGUGUGUGUCGGCAUGUGUGUGUGGGUGAGGCAGCACGGGGGGAGGUUCUGAGUGUUUCAUAUUACACUUCUCUGUUGGAUGGGAAAAGGGGGGGGGGAAGACGAGGAAAAGGAGGCGGAGGAAACUUUGGGCUCCUUUUCCUCAGAACCAUUCAACUUUAAAGUUAAUGGAGGCUGCAGUCGUGGAAAAUGGUCUCCUCUGUGGUCUUUGCUCUCCUGAUUCAAGCUCUGUUUGGAGAUUUGUGUUCCGCUAUCAACGUUACCAUCACGCCGUCCCCCUUCACGGUGGUCCAGGAGGGCCAAAACGUCACACUCUCGUGCGUCGUGUCCCAGCGACGUCGCAAUUCCGCCUUGCCCGUUGUGAAAUGGACCUUUCUGCCGGCGGGCUACGACAAUCCGGAAGACGAACUUCUCAUCGCCCGGGUCAACAUGAGAAAAGCCCGCUUCUAUGGAAACUACACCAAGAGCUUCUCGUGGCCCAAAAUGAAGCUGACGGUGGUGAAGCAGGGCAAGAUCUUUGACUUGCUGAUCUUGAACGUGUCCGAGAGGGACAGAGGUCUCUACAUAUGUCGGGUUCAGGAAUUCAAAAAGCAGCAGGAUCGCUGGAAGGCCUCGUGCAACUCCACGGCGACAACUGAACUCAGAGUACAUGUGUUUCCGCCCACCGAGGCCAAAGACAGCUUGUGGACUUUGUUUGAAGAUGUUUACCUUUGCGCUGUGCUCAUUUGCUGCGUGGGCCUGCUGUGCAUGUGCAUGUUCACCGUGACGGUAACUUGCCAGUGUAUACAGAGGAAACGACGGUUAAAAGAUAAUUACCACUUGGUCCGAAGCUCUAGGAAUAGCUCAGGAGAAACCGUUACCGGUGUGGUCAAUGUGUCUCCUGCCUUGACCAAGAAGGAGAGAAGAUACAGAAAGAAAAGGAGCAAAGAUUAUCAAAAGGAAAUACCACCAGAGAUUCCGGCAAAAGUUCCCAUUCCAGACAAAGCAAGGAAACCUAAACUUCUAAAACCACAGCCAAGGAAAUUAGUUUUGCCAAAGAUAGUGGAGGAGAAUCUAACCUACGCAGAGUUGGAUCUGGUUAAGCCAAUCCCGGAAGCAAAGGCGUCUCGGACUGGCACGGUAUACGCUCAGAUACUUUUCGGGGAGCAGCAGCUAUGAAAGAAGACAACAGUUCUCGACUCAUUUUCCCUUUUUGUAAAUAUUUCCUUUUUUAUUUAUAGUCUGUGUUUUGAUUGAAAACGCUGUCUUUGAUUUGGCAGACAAACAGUGGAACUCCCGAAAUGCAUUAUUUGUGAUGAUUGCAUCUUCAUCAAACUAUUGCGCCACACUCUUACAUCUAGUGGGUUCUCAUUGACAAAAAAGAAAAAAAAAACCUGUGGAGACAGACACAAUAAACCCAAACAUGAACGUGACCUAAUGUAAUUCAUGUGAUUUGCUUCCAGUGUGCCCAGCCUUAUCUCGCCACGCAACAUCUGUGCUCCGUCUGUUUCUCGGUGUCACGCUGCAAUUUACGCUCGCCACAACUCAAGACACUUGAUAUGAAACUAGCGAUUAGCCCUUAGACUGCAAACCUCACACUGUCAACUUUGUCAGCUGCUUUCAUCUUGUGUUUUAACAGCCAAUUUAGCUGCGACAUGCACAAACGCAGCAAAACAAGCCUGCAGCUACGCGGACGGCGGUGGCGACGACUCGACAUUUUCCUCAUUUUGCUUUGUGAAAACAUUCUGACGCCUCCAAAGGACACAACUGAUCAGACUAUAACUUCAAUUAAUCGUAUUCCCUACCCCUAUUGCCAAUACUUUUAGCUACUUCUUCUUAUGCUAUAAUUUAAUAGCAGCCCCCCAACCCACCCCUGACAGGAAAAUGAGUCCCAUGUGUGGCAAAUCUCAAAUAACCGACUGCAAGUGGGUUAAAAAAACGGUGCUGUGUUUCAAUGCAAUCCAACUUGGCUGUGGCCAGGAAAUGCAUAAAAAGACACAUUUGAAAAUUCUGAGUGUCCAACGCAAUUAUAUGGAACGCAUGAUACCAAAUAUUAAUGUAAGUUUAUUUGAAAAACUGAAAAAGCUCAGCAUGAUGCAAAGCCAAGUGUGACAUUUAUAUGAAACGGUGAGGAACUGAUUGUCUGACAAAGCGAUUCUCCACAUUAUGACAAAAUAACGGACUUCACAGACAUCCUUUUGCUAGUGAUGUCACCGGUUCAAAAGAGGAAAACAAAACCUAUUGUUAGACAAAACCGCUGCAUGUCUCAAUAACCAUUAUGCCUCAUGUCCUCAUCUGCUCAAACAGCAUAUCCUGUACGGUGGCACAAAUGCACAGUUUGAGCAGACAGAAAACAGCAGAAUGAAAGCGUAGAGCAAAAUCACAAGAUGGAGGAAUGACAUAUAAGAUCUGUCUGCUUGCUUGAUUUGUCUGCUUUUCUGUGGAUCUCAAGGCCAAGUAGACUAAAGGGAAACAGAUUGGCUCACAUUAAGUCUGUCAUAUCAAUGACAUCAUAUAUGCAUAAUUACUUUUCGAGCCAAAGUAACAAAUGGUCUUAGAGAUGACUGAUUUUAUGAAUACUGGCCCAGUUUUUGUUUUUUUGGCGGAGGCCUAUAGUUUGAAGCCGGGAAAGCCACAACUAUUUCAAAGCUUAGACGGAUACAUGAAGGGCUGUGUCCAUGGUGCCGGUUUUCCGAAAUAUGUUUGGCAGGCUAUAAUUCUUCUUGCCCACUUGAGUUGUUUAUUUGGACUCAAAAGGCAUAAACAAUAGUGUGCUGCGUUACAAAGGCCUUGUGACCAUUUCUGGAGACGUUUGUAUGUUGAUCCCGAGUGCCUCAUUUCGUUUUCUCUGUGUGUGCAAAUGCGGAAGCUCCGACUAAUCGCUGUGAUAUAUAUGAUGUGAAUAAAUACAUUUAAAGUGUA
Molecule: messenger RNA, 3560 nt
Organism: Syngnathus typhle (broad-nosed pipefish)
Lineage: Eukaryota; Metazoa; Chordata; Actinopteri; Syngnathiformes; Syngnathidae
Gene: vstm4b
Product: V-set and transmembrane domain containing 4b
Exons: 8
Coding region: 849-1817 (322 amino acids)
Source: RefSeq, a predicted model, not a curated record